AUGAACCACCACAAUUACGCAAGAUGUAUGUCUAUUUAUUGGGAUAAGUUGAUACAUAUUGAAAGUACACAUCCUGGGUUGCUUAAUGAUUGCCAAAAGAGUUUCAUGGAUAUUCGAAGAACAUUAAAACCAUUUUUAAGAGCCCCGGUUGAUUUAACACUUGAGCAAAUAAUCAAUGCUGAUGCCGCUUCAAAAGCUUCUGGAAUUGUUAACGCAACAAACUCGUUCCCUGCAAGACCAAAAUGGUCUAUAACUCAUUCAUUACGUACGAGUGUUAUAUCAACAAUAAUGGAGUUUUGUGAUAUAAAAUCAACAAAUGACAUAAGGAAAGAUUUAAAGCAGUCAACAAUUCAGAAAUCUACCAUAAACUUAGAAUUAGUGAUGCAACUAAUAAAGCAGUACACCAAUCCUUUUGCGUUAGAACUGUCAGAAGAUCAUCUUUACAAUAUAUCGAAAGGUCAGUCAGUGAACGUUGAAAUAUUUCAAUUUUUAUCAUCAGUUGAAAUCGAGGGCGAAAAACAACGAGAGUUGCUGAGACUCGACUAA
This is a messenger RNA of Psylliodes chrysocephalus, 546 nucleotides long. The record is from the annotation of a GenBank genome assembly. NCBI's taxonomy places the organism in Eukaryota, Metazoa, Arthropoda, Insecta, Coleoptera, Chrysomelidae.